Messenger RNA from Aspergillus chevalieri, 1614 nucleotides. RefSeq lists its product as uncharacterized. The coding region runs from base 1 to 1614 and encodes 537 amino acids. The transcript is spliced from 2 exons. The record is from RefSeq and is a predicted model, not a curated record. Lineage: Eukaryota; Fungi; Ascomycota; Eurotiomycetes; Eurotiales; Aspergillaceae.
AUGGACCUCUUCCUCUACAACGACACCCAUCGCCUGUGGAUCUGUGGUCCCUGUGGAUUCGCCGUGCGGCCCGCCCAUCUCGCCGCCCACCUGGCCAACCGCCAUCCCAAGCAUCCCUCCGCGGCCACCCCGGCCCUCCGCCGGGCCGCCUGUGCCCUGAUGCUCAAGCGGCCCUGCUGGGACCCCGCGCGGGAGCCUGACCGUCCGGUCCCGCCGCCCCCGGCCCCGGGGAGUCCGCCGGUCCCGGGGCUCCCCGUCCACCCGGGCUAUCGCUGCCCCCACCCCGACUGUGCCUACAUCGUGUGCAAUCCUGAGAGCCUCCUGCGGCACCGGACCCGGAUCCAUGCGGACCGUCGACCCCGGGGCCGACAGCCCCCGGCCAGCCAGGUGUCCCCGCUGCCCCUGUAUCGGACCGUCAGCUGUCAGCGCUUCUUCCCCUCCGGUGCCGGCAGCGGUUUCUUCCAGGUCACCCCACCCGCGCACACGGAGCGGGCCCGCCAGGCGGCCACCAUGGGUGAGGUGGAGUUCAUCCGGAGGCAGGUGGCCGGGGCCCUCGCCGAGGACGCGGCGGCGGCGGAGGCCGGGGCCCAGCAGGUGCCGGACCCGGAUGCCAAAGCGCCCACCGAGAUAUCCCCCUGGCUGGAGCUCACCCGGUGGCCCGAGUUCCUGCAUGGGCAUGCCUUCACAGCGGUAGCCCCGCUGGCUGCACCACCGGAUCCCACAGCUGAGCCCCUUCUGACAGUGUUCAGCGCCAGCGUCGAGCGGCUGAUCGAGGCGGCCUACCAGUCCAUCAAGACGCGGCGGAUCAACGAGUUUGACCAGAUCCGAAUCAACAGCUUCCUGCAACGGCCACGGGUGUGGGACCGGCCCAUCCUGAUCCAGCUCCGGCCCUCCACCUACCGGGCCUACCGGCAGGUCUGGCAGCGGCUGAUCUGCUUCGCCUACCGCACCAGCCGCCCCAAUGCAGCCGUGCAGCUCGGCCACCAGCUCACCACUGCACAGCUGGCGGCCCUGGACCGGAUGGAGACGGCGGCAGCGGAGCUGCUGUCAUUGCCCUCGCCACCACUCUGCACACCCGGGCCCGGGGCGGCGGAUCAUCCACCAUGGACCACAGGAGGGGGCCCAUGGGUCGUCAUCCAGACGCCCCGUGGGGGGGAUCGGGAUCGGGACCCGGAGGGGGACCGGAGGACCGAGCGGCGCCAUGCAGCAUAUGAGCAACUGGACCAUGCCUGCCUGGACCUGUCCAUCGCGCUGCUGGACCACCCACUGAAAGGGGAUCUCUUUGAGAGUGCGGUGGUGGCCUUCCUGGCAGUGUUGGGGGUGGAUGUGGAGAAACAGACCUUCCGGGACCCCUACGCGUUCACCAGCUCCCUGUCCGGGCUGAUCAAGAUGGCCCAGAUGCUGGUGGCGCAGCGCGCGGUGCAGAUGGCGGACCAUGGUCAGGUUGAGCACCCGGCAGAUGCCCUGGAGGCCAUGCGGGAGCGGUUCCUCCUCCCGGGGGUGGCUGCCCCCCUUCAACUGGCUCACACGGGCUGCGCACGUUUGGCAAGCGCAUCCAGAACACCACCACCAGUCUGGGAUAUAUCUACUGGAGCGAUGACCAGCAGACCCUGA